Molecule: messenger RNA, 1728 nt
Organism: Aspergillus clavatus NRRL 1
Lineage: Eukaryota; Fungi; Ascomycota; Eurotiomycetes; Eurotiales; Aspergillaceae
Product: gamma-glutamyltransferase
Exons: 7
Coding region: 1-1728 (575 amino acids)
Biological process (GO): glutathione catabolic process
Cellular component (GO): plasma membrane
Molecular function (GO): glutathione gamma-glutamate hydrolase
Source: RefSeq, a predicted model, not a curated record
AUGUCGGGCUUGCUGAGAGCCACGUUUCUCGCCGCGUGUGCGCUCCUGCUAUUGGUAAUCAGUCUACCUGAGGCACUCACGGCGCCUCUGGAGAAUGGCCAGUUUCAGCACAUCAAGCAUGGUAAGCGCGGUGCGGUCGCCAGUGAAAGCGCCAUCUGUAGUCGCCAUGGAACCGAUAUUUUGAAAAUAGGCGGUAAUGCGGCCGAUGCUCUAGUCGCGACCGUCUUGUGUGUGGGUGUUAUUGGAAUGUAUCAUAGCGGGAUUGGAGGCGGCGGCUUCAUGCUCGUCAAAGCACCUAACGGUACAUUUGAGUUUAUCGACUUUCGUGAGACGGCCCCGGCCGCGGCGUUUGAAGAUAUGUUCACUAACAAGACCGGCGCAUCCACCAUCGGUGGUUUGGCCAGUGGCGUUCCUGGGGAGCUACGAGGACUGGAGCAUCUUCAUAAAAAGUAUGGCUCGUUGCCAUGGUCGGUUCUGGUGAAGCCUGCAGUUCGGACGGCUCGUGAAGGCUUCCCGGUCGGACGCGAUCUGGUGAAGUAUAUGAAGUCAGCGGUCGGCACUGGCCAGGAUUUCUUGGCUGAGAAUCCGACAUGGGCGCUCGACUUUGCUCCCAAUGGAACCCGACUUGGUUUGGGAGACACCAUCACGCGGAGACGCUAUGCCGAUACACUCGAGACCAUUGCCCAAAAGGGCCCCGACGCGUUCUACACAGGACCCAUUGCAGAGACUAUGAUCAACGCACUACAGGCAGCGAAUGGUACCAUGACUCUGGAGGACCUGCGCAACUACACUGUGACUAUUCGGGAUGUCUCACAAAUCGAUUAUCGCGGAUAUCAGAUCACGAGUACGACAGCUCCGUCAAGUGGCUCUGUUGCGCUGAGUAUCCUAAAGAUUCUGAGCACUUAUGACGACUUCUUCACGGCUUCCAACGUGAAUCUCAGCACACACCGCCUGGACGAGGCCAUGCGAUUCGCAUACGGCGAGAGAACCAACCUUGGUGACCCGCUUUUUGUCGAAGGAGCAAGUCGCUAUGAGGAGAAUAUGCUGAAACAAUCGACGAUUGACGAGAUUCGGCGGAAAAUCUCCGAUACUCGCACGCAGAAUGUCUCUGCCUAUGAUCCGCUAGGUAUUGAGAGCUUGAACGAUGCUGGAACAUCGCACGUUGUAGCGGCGGAUCAUUCGGGUCUCGCGAUUUCUCUUGUCACCACUAUCAACACCCUCUUUGGAAGCCAGGUCAUGGUGCCGGAGACUGGAAUUAUCAUGAAUAACGAAAUGGACGAUUUCUCGGUUCCUGGCAAAUCGAAUUCCUUUGGAUACAUUCCUUCAGAAGCGAACUAUGUUCGACCGGGGAAGCGUCCUCUGUCCUCCAUUACACCCGCUAUUGUCACGCGUCCCGAUGGUAAAUUAUUUCUCCUCGCGGGCUCCGCUGGCGGGAGUCGAAUCAUCACGGCCACCGUGCAAAAUAUCAUCCAUGUCGUCGAUGAGGGAUUGUCAGCAGCAGAAGCAUUGGCUCGUCCUCGUCUGCACGACCAGUUAGUACCCAACCAGGUUAGCUUCGAGUACAGCUACGACAACGCCACGGUUGAUUUCAUGAAGUCGCUGGGUCAUAAUGUGACUUGGGUCGCGCCUGGUCAGAGUACGGCGCAGGCGAUUCGGGUGUUACCAAAUGGAACAUUCGACGCGGCUGGAGAACCCAGACAGUUGGACUCGGCCGGCUUCUCGAUCUAA